CUGUAGUUUCGAGUUGUGUCAUCAGGUAGGAGGAAGUCCUUCUUGUCCGGCUCCUAGCCUCCCAAAGACGAUUUAUAUCUGAAUAAAACCACUAUUCGGAGUAAAACCAAGUAUGGAUGCGAGUAAACCACUUCAGGCAGCUGCCGGAGAUGCAUCUGGAUCAGAAGAGGAGGCCAAAAAGGCAGCAGCAGCUGCAGCCAAGGUGGCUAACCGCCUGCCUGAAGUUCGUCUGGUGAUGCUGGGCUGGAGGUGGCCGGGGAAAAGCUUGACUGGAAACACCAUCAUAGGCCGAGAGGAGUUUCGCUUGGAGCGAGCAGCCGAGUUCUGUGUGAAGAGACAGGCGGAGGUGCUGGAGCGGCAGGUGACUGUCGUGGACACUCCAGGCUGGUUCUCUGCCCAGGAUACACCACCCUCCUAUAAAGACGAGAUUGUGAGGGGUGCAUCUCUUUGCCCUCCAGGUCCACAUGCCUUCCUGCUUGUCAUCCCCGUGGGCAUGUUCACGGAGGUGGACCGUGCUCGCAUUGAGGAGCACGUGAGCCUCUUCGGUGAGCGCGUGUGGAAGCAUACGAUUGUGGUUUUUAGCUGGGCCGAGGUGUUGAGGACCAUUUCAAUCGAGAGGUACAUUCGCAGGGAGGGCAAGGACUUGAAGUGGGUGCUGGAAAAGUGUAAGCGAAGGUAUUUUGUCAUUAAUAACUGCAUAUUCGGGGAGCAUCCCCAGGUGGGACACUUGCUGGAGAGAGUGGAGAAGAUGGUGGCAGAGGAGGGUGGCUACUACAGUCUGGAGGAGGUGGAGAAAGAGAAGAAACCUCUGGAUGAGAACCAGAAUCCAGCCAGGGAGGUGCGGGAGCUGGGGGCACGGCCCAAACAGAACUCGGGGCUGGCUUUGUCCAAAGCCAUGGAGGUGGAGCCGCUUUCCAAUUAACAAGACUCUCAUGGCUGAUGGACCCACUAAACCACGACGAACUGAGCCUCCACCUUAAUGUACCGAUGGCAACGGUGCUUAUUUGACAAGAAAGAAAAAGGGGUUUAAUGCUAGAAAUGUUGCUGAACACAAAGCAGUUAUGGCUUAUUUUAUUUAUUUUUUAAUCAGACAUUACUGUGUGUUUUAGUUUUGUGCAUUCUAUAUGAUUCUCAACUUUUUUCGCGCUGUCCAAAGAUUUAUAUCCCCAGUUUAACACAUGAUGAUGUUUUGAAUAUUUGUUCAUAGGUUUGUUAUAGUGUCUUGAAGGCUGUAUGAUGGGAAGGAUUGGAUUUAAUUUAAUCUAAAAACAAGGAAGCACACGCUGUUUCACAGGUAACAGGCCAGCAUUUAGAAACCCAACACGUGCCCUACUUAGUCAUGGCGGAUAGCAAUGGCACAACUGCACUACUAAAUUGUUACUAUGAUAUUAUAUCUAUCUGUUGAGGGAAUUGAUUCCCAUUUUUUGUGACCAAACUAUAAAUGCUUUUCGUAUGCUACAAUGUUUAUUACACUCUCAGCAUAUGGUUUAAAGCACUUGAGCGGUUAUUGAUUUUUGUCUGUUGCCUUAAAGGAGUGAUUUCAUUUCCCUUAAAUGGACCUUUCAGAUGUUUAUCACUUUGUGGCAGAGGGAGAGCUGCAAUAACUGUUUUGAUAAUUGAUAUAUCGUUUUCAGAAAAGACAAAUAUUCACCAGUUUAAGCCCUGAGUUUUAAAAGUUUGCUGAUUUUCCUUGUUGAUACUCUGUAAACGAAACAUACUUUGGUUUUGUAGAACAACAGUACAAUGCGCCAACAAAGGCAGUGAAGAAGACGACUAGCAAGCAAACAUGGAUGUAAAAACAAUGCAGGAUAUAAAAUAUUUUAAUAUUAUGUCUUAUUUUUUGUUCUUUGCAUAUGUUUGAUGAGGAAGCAUUCAGCACAUUUUAGAGUACCUUAAAGCUUCUUGUUUUUCAAAAGUACUGAAUGUCAACAUAACUUCAGUUUGUUUACAAUUAAACUCCACAGUGAGUUUUUGUUUGUAGAAAAACAAGAAUGUUGGUGAAAACUGGUGAAAUCUUUGGCGUCCAGCAGGCAUGUAUUUGAGCCUUACGGACCACCAGAUUAAUCAAGUAAAAGGUGUCACAGGCCCAGUUUAAGGAAUUAUACAGUGGUUAGAUAAUGUAGUUAACCAUGUUUGUGUGACCCCUGUUGAAUAUCUGCAGUCCUACCUCUUGUUUUUAUGGUGCCGUAAAAUAGGACUGGUCGAGCUGCACAAAGCAUAAACAGUUGUAAAUCCAUGCCACUGUUAGCUAAGCCAUGCAGAUCAGUUCACAUGUCAUUUUCCUCAGUUGUUCUUGGGACUAGUUUAGUUUUAGUUAACCUGGUGAAAUGUGGGUGUGAAUCGGGUACUAAUAACAUCGUUAGGGUGGCUGUAAGUUUCAUAGACCCUGGUUGAAAAUUAUGUCACAGAUUAGUUCUUACUCUUGGCCCACUGGACCAAGAUUUGAUCUGAACGCAAUCACCAAGACGGUCGGAUAUAGAAAACCCGGCGAGGCCCUGAUAGCCGAGAUUUAGGACAGCUGACCUAAAGUCUUUUAUCGUAGGAAUGCUGUAUACUUAUACAUCCACUAUGACUGUUUGACCCCGUGUGGACAAAUACAGGCAUGUUUGUUGACAUUUUAUACAGAAAUAUGAGACAGGAAACAGGCCUGCUGCAGAGCUGUUAUACACUGGUCCCUAAAGGACUCAAUAUUACUGACAUGUAAUGAAAAAAAAGACUUAUACUUUUAAUAAACACAAGUACCAACACUUCUGAGGAUGUGGGUCAUAAUGUAUUUGGUAACUCUGUUGAGUUUUCAGAUCAACAUGGAACAACUAAUUAUUUAGUAUAUAAAAGGGGAAGAGUCACAAAAAUAAGGUCAGGGCGUAUAGGAUAUACAAAUACUGCUACUAGGCAUAAAACAUAAUAUAACCCGCCUUUGUAGCAGUGGUUGUAAUGGCGAUUUAGUUACGUUCCAAGUCCAGCACGUGAAUCAAGUUACUCUUAAGAAAUUAAUGAGUGAAGAACUUGUCUCUGGGCUGUUCCCUUUGUAGAUGUGGAGCAUGUCUUACUGGCCAACACUAUUUACAGAUUUCUUUGUAAAAGAUGGAAUUGCUUUAUUUUAAGAGCUGCACUGUGUUGUCUUUCUGUUAGGUCCAAAUAAAUGUACAUUUUGAUUAAA
Micropterus dolomieu (smallmouth bass) is the source of this 3160-nucleotide messenger RNA. RefSeq names its product GTPase IMAP family member 9 (gene gimapl). The transcript has 3 exons. The record is from RefSeq and is a predicted model, not a curated record. The coding region runs from base 113 to 922 and encodes 269 amino acids. NCBI's taxonomy places the organism in Eukaryota, Metazoa, Chordata, Actinopteri, Centrarchiformes, Centrarchidae. Gene Ontology annotation, molecular function: GTP binding.